Saccharomycodes ludwigii is the source of this 1488-nucleotide messenger RNA. RefSeq names its product ATP-dependent RNA helicase HAS1 (gene HAS1). Gene Ontology annotation, cellular component: nucleolus. NCBI's taxonomy places the organism in Eukaryota, Fungi, Ascomycota, Saccharomycetes, Saccharomycodales, Saccharomycodaceae. Gene Ontology annotation, biological process: maturation of LSU-rRNA from tricistronic rRNA transcript (SSU-rRNA, 5.8S rRNA, LSU-rRNA). The transcript has a single exon. The coding region runs from base 1 to 1488 and encodes 495 amino acids. The record is from RefSeq and is a predicted model, not a curated record. Gene Ontology annotation, molecular function: ATP binding; nucleic acid binding; RNA helicase activity.
AUGAGUACUAAUACUACUGUAGACAAGGAGAAACAGACAGAGACAACAGCAUCUAAUAAUGAACACCCAGCAGUCACUAAUUUUAGUGAUUUAGAAAAUUUAAGUGAACAAACCUUAAAAGCUAUUAAGCAAAUGGGGUUCACUAAAAUGACAGACGUUCAAGCUAGAACUAUUCCACCAUUAUUAGCAGGCCGUGAUGUUUUAGGGGCUGCCAAGACUGGUUCAGGUAAAACAUUAGCAUUUUUGAUUCCAGCCAUUGAAAUGUUACAUUCUUUGAAAUUCAAACCGAGAAAUGGUACUGGUGUCAUUGUUAUUACACCAACUAGAGAAUUAGCGUUACAGAUCUUUGGUGUGGUUCGUGAAUUAAUGGAAUUUCAUUCCCAAACAUUUGGUAUUGUUAUUGGUGGUGCUAAUAGAAGACAAGAAGCGGACAAACUAGCAAAAGGUGUCAAUAUACUAAUUGCCACGCCAGGAAGAUUAUUGGAUCACUUACAAAACACUAAGGGAUUUGUGUUCAGAAAUUUGAAGGCUUUAGUCAUCGAUGAAGCUGAUAGAAUUCUAGAGAUUGGGUUUGAAGAUGAAAUGAGGCAAAUUAUUAAGAUUUUACCUAAUGAAGAGAGACAGAGUAUGUUAUUUAGUGCUACGCAAACCACCAAAGUUGAGGAUUUGGCUCGUAUUUCUUUAAGGCCUGGUCCUUUAUUCAUAAAUGUUGAGUCCGGAAAGGAAACGUCGACAGUUGAUGGUUUGGAACAAGGCUAUGUUGUUUGUGAUAGUGAUAAGAGAUUUUUAUUAUUAUUUUCCUUUCUAAAAAGAAAUCAAAAAAAAAAGAUCAUUGUAUUUUUAAGUUCGUGCAAUAGUGUAAGGUAUUAUGCAGAAUUGCUAAAUUACAUUGAUUUACCAGUAUUGGAGUUGCAUGGAAAACAGAAACAACAAAAGAGAACAAACACAUUUUUUGAAUUUUGUAAUGCAGAACGUGGUAUUUUAGUGUGCACUGAUGUUGCAGCUAGAGGAUUGGACAUUCCAGCAGUUGAUUGGAUCAUUCAAUUUGACCCACCUGACGAUCCAAGAGAUUAUAUUCAUAGAGUUGGGAGAACUGCGAGAGGCACCAAGGGUAAAGGUAAAUCUUUAAUGUUCUUAACACCAAACGAAUUGGGAUUUUUGCGUUAUUUAAAAGCAGCUAAAGUGCCAUUAAACGAAUAUGAGUUUCCAGAUAAUAAAAUCGCUAAUGUCCAAAGUCAAUUGGAAAAAUUAAUUAAAAGCAAUUAUUAUUUGCAUCAAAUAGCAAAGGAUGGGUAUAGGUCCUAUUUACAAGCUUAUGCGUCCCAUUCUUUAAAGACUGUUUAUCAAAUUGAUAAAUUGGAUUUAACAAAGGUUGCUAAAUCAUACGGGUUUUCUGUCCCACCAAAGGUUAAUAUUACAAUACAGGCUAGUGGUAAGUCGCCUAAUAUUAAAAGACAUGGUGGCAAAAAUCAUUAUAAAAAAAACUAA